This is a messenger RNA of Closterium sp. NIES-67, 235 nucleotides long. The record is from the annotation of a GenBank genome assembly. NCBI's taxonomy places the organism in Eukaryota, Viridiplantae, Streptophyta, Zygnematophyceae, Desmidiales, Closteriaceae.
GAUCUUCCACUCGCCCUAAUUUCACCACGCCUUUUACCAGCCUUUCAUUGUUCUGCUACCGGGUCUUCUCCAUUCUCGGCUGCUCCCGUGAGUCUUCCAGCCCUCGAAUCUUAGCAUUCUACGCCGCUUGAGGCUCUGAUAGACCACUGAGCAUUUUUCCUGCCAUAAUGGCGGCAGCCGCGGAGCCCCGCACGCUGGAGCGCCUGUGCUCGACCAAGUUCGCGAAACACCUCAA